Molecule: messenger RNA, 1635 nt
Organism: Colletotrichum karsti
Lineage: Eukaryota; Fungi; Ascomycota; Sordariomycetes; Glomerellales; Glomerellaceae
Product: extracellular lipase
Exons: 2
Coding region: 1-1635 (544 amino acids)
Source: RefSeq, a predicted model, not a curated record
AUGGGUUCAAAGGUUGAUGAUCGUCCGUCCGUGACCAUCGCGCAGGGAACCGUCGUCGGUACCGUGGUCACGGAAGACGUCCCCCGGCCGAUUGAAGCCUUCCGCGGCAUCCCGUACUGUCUCCCUCCGACCGGCGACCGCAGGUUCCGGCCGCCGGUCAAGGUGGGACCGUCAACGGCGACGAUCGACGCCUCAAAGUUCGGCGCCGUCGCCCCGGGCAAGCAGCUCUUCCCCGGCGGUCCCAAGUUCGAAUACAGUGAAGACUGCCUGACAGCCAACGUCUUCCGCCCCCAGAGUUAUGAUGACGGCAAGUUGUUGCCCGUCGCCGUGUACAUCCACGGCGGCGCGUUCAACCGCGGCACGGCCAUGAUGCACAAUACCCCCUCAUUCCUUGCCAACUCCGGCCAGGACCUGGUCGCGGUCUCGUUUAACUACCGCAUCGGUGCCCUCGGUUUCCUUCCCUCGACAAUGAGCUACGAGCAAGGCGCCGUCAACUUGGGUCUGAAAGACCAGCUCAUCCUCCUGGAAUGGGUCCGGGAUAACAUCACCGCCUUCGGAGGUGACCCCAACAACGUCACUCUGUUCGGCAUCUCGGCCGGAGGUCACUCCAUCGGUCACCUCCUGAUGCACGACGAAGGCCAAACAGCCCCCCUCUUUCACAAAGUCAUCCUCGAAUCCGGCGCCCCGACAUCCCGCGCCGUCCGCCCCUACAGCGCCCCCAUCCACGAAGCCCAGUUCGCCGACUUCCUCGCCGAAACGGGCUGUCCCUCCGGCCUCUCCUCCACCGAGACCUUCGCCUACCUCCGCAGCGCGCCCACCGAAAAGGUCCAGGCCGCCCAGAUCGCCGUCUUCGACAAGUACAACCCCUCCCUCCGCUGGGCCUUCCAGCCCGUCAUCGACGGCGAGAUCAUCCCCCGCCCGCCGAUGGAGUCGUGGAGGCUGAACAAGUGGCGCAAGGUCCCCAUCAUGACGGGCUUCAACCGCAACGAGGGCUCCAUCUACAUCAGCAAGAAGGUCUCCAGGUCGGAGGAGUUCACGAGCUUCUUCGCGGACCUGCUGCCGCUGCUGUCCAAGGAGGACGUCGAGACGAUAGACAAGCUCUACCCGGACCCCCUGACCGUCGCGGACUCGCCGUACAAGGAGCAGCUGGAGGGCACGGGGCCGCAGUACCGCCGGCUGGAGGUCGCGUACGGACAGUACGCCUACGUGGCCCCCGUGCGCCAGACGGCGGAGCUGGCGAGCAAGUCGACCGAGGAGCCCGUGUACCUGUACCAGUGGGGCCUGGAGAGCUCGUUGCUGGACCGGGCGAGGCACGGCGAGAACAUGUACUACGAGACGUGCGAGCCGAACAGGACCAAGAUCUCGGCGGCGCAGAAGGAGUUGUGUUUGACGUACAACGCGUAUAUCACGAGCUUCAUCGCGACCGGGGACCCGAAUGCUGUGGAGGGGUCUGCGCCGGAGAGGCCCGCGUGGGAGAGGUAUCGGGCGGAGAACCCCAAGGCGAUGGUGUUUGGGGAGGAGAACAAGGAGUUGAUUGGAGGUCCGGCAGGCGUUCCGGCGAGGUUACAUGAUGAUACCUGGGCUAGGAAAGAGUCAGAGUUUUGGUGGAGUAAGGUUGAUGUCUCUCAGCAGUAG